CCAUGCUAUGACAAUCUCAGCAUGGAACGAUCUUACUGGAAAACCUUGUAAUGCUUUGAGUAAAUGGGCAGAAAAAUUCAAUGUCAUUGGAGUCACUGCACUUAAAACCCGUCAUACAAGAGGAUUUACUCUGAACACUACUAUGUCUACUAGGAUCAUUAUGAAUCCUAAAGGACAAAGAGCAGAUAUGCUUCGAGAAUGGGUUAAGUUGUAUCAACAUGUGCUGCUAGACAGACAGGAAAGGAUAUUGAAUGUAAGGUACCCAAGCACUGAAAAAAAAAAAUUGUGACCAUAGCUGAACUGAGAAGCAAAAAGGCAGCCAAUGCAACUCCAGAUGAAAUAGCUUGGAUCAAAGUGACUAUACCAGAAGCUGACUUGUAGAGAGUUAAUGCAUACAUAGGCUGUCUUGGUUGUGGAAAACGAACAUAUCUUGCUUUGGGAACUCACUUUCCUUGCAUUUCAUGCAAAAAAGGAGAUAUUAUGGCUGCUCACAGAGUUACUUUCAAGUUCGAGGCUGCUGAUCACAGUGGAACUAUGUCGUUUACAACGUUUAAUGAUGAUACAGAAAAACUUUUCCGAAAGACAGCAUCUGAAAUCUGGAAUAUGAAAACCUCUGGAAAUUUCGAAGUGUUCAAGGCCAUACAAGAAAUAUUGUCAACAAAGCCUUUUUUCAUCCAAGUAACUCCGACUUUGGAAUUAGCGAGGAAUAGUGUUCUGUUAUGGACUUUGAAAUCCAUUGAAGUGGAAGAUGCAGAACCAGAGGCUCAAGUUCUAGGCUCAUCAUCUGCUACUCGUAACAACGAUCAGAAUACCUCUACAGCCGCUAAGGGACACAGAAUAGAACAACCAUUCAUGACUGGGGCUGCAGCUUAUGGCAGGAAAGACUUCAACAUGUCACCAGCCACAACUAAGGCUCAUGGCAAAGCAGCAGCUGUUUCUAUCCCAGAGUUCAAUGCCAAUUCAAGUGACGAUAAUACAGAAACAAAUGAUGAGAUUCUUGCUGAAAUAGCUCAGCUUCAUGAAUUCAAGCUAGCUUCUCAAGCAUUUGACACAGAUUGCUUUGACAUUCCAAUUCAGCAACCAAAUAGAGGAAUUACAAUUUCAGAACCACCAGCUUCAGUUACUGAACUUCCUACAUGGAACAAGCUUGCUCGCACACGAAGCAAUGUCAAGAACAAGGAGCCAAUGGCUGUUGGUGAGAUGCUGGAUUCAGAAGAUGAAGACAAUGUUCCUAGGAAGAAGCUCCGAACAACCCUUUUUAAAGAAACUGCUGAAAAAGAAAGUUCUGAAAACACAGAGUAAUCUGGAAACAUCCUCAACAGUUUAUGAAUGAAGAAAGCUAAAACUAUAUAAAUAUUCGCCAUCAUUUGCUUUAAGGAAUAUUGGUACUAAUCAGUCUCUAUGGUAUGGUAGUUUGCUAAAUCUGAAAUACCUUUCGUUUGGAUGUUUAAAAGGAACGUUUUGGACAUCUUUUGUUCCCAAUAAACAUCAGCUAUGUAAUUAGUACUGAAAUUAUGUAAUGAAGCCUGAUAUGCAGUAGCAGUAGUGUCUUAGUCACCCUAUCUUAGUUAAACUUGAAUCUUCUGAUGUGUAUAUAGUAAUGCUGGCAAUUAAAAAUUUACCAACAUUGUAAGGUAACUAUGCUGUACUUGUAUCCUUAAAUCAGGAUACCUAUCUAUAAUAGAA
Molecule: messenger RNA, 1686 nt
Organism: Chenopodium quinoa (quinoa)
Lineage: Eukaryota; Viridiplantae; Streptophyta; Magnoliopsida; Caryophyllales; Amaranthaceae
Exons: 6
Coding region: 481-1302 (273 amino acids)
Source: RefSeq, a predicted model, not a curated record